Molecule: messenger RNA, 2634 nt
Organism: Haplochromis burtoni (Burton's mouthbrooder)
Lineage: Eukaryota; Metazoa; Chordata; Actinopteri; Cichliformes; Cichlidae
Product: monocarboxylate transporter 4
Exons: 5
Coding region: 488-1945 (485 amino acids)
Biological process (GO): monocarboxylic acid transport; transmembrane transport
Cellular component (GO): membrane
Molecular function (GO): monocarboxylic acid transmembrane transporter activity
Source: RefSeq, a predicted model, not a curated record
CACUGCAUGGUCUGUACUUGGAUUAGCUGAGAAUCCACUUGCAAGAUCAGCAAGUGUCUGGAAGAUUUCCUCCUUGAAAAAUAGCCCUUGUUGUAGCAUGAUUGAGUUCAGAUUUUUGGAAAUGACCUUAUAACCCCUCCAACAGAUUGAUAGGUAGCAACAUUUAAUUCAUUUCUGACAACUGCUGAUGUCUCCAGACCAGCAAACAGCCAGACAAGGCCGUACGUGCUGAUGAUCCAGUAACUUGCAGCACUGUUAGCUUGCUGAGGCUGCAUAGCAGGCUGAGGAGACGCUCCUGAGAGACAGCUUAUGUUUGCUUUAUUUUUCCUUUUUGUCACAAAGUCUGUUUAGUAUGAUUUACUCACACAUUGAAGAAUCUGCAGCUGUGGCACAGCUUUUGCAUUGAGUUGGUUGAUGGCUGUAUUAAGUCUGUGCUUUGUACCAAUGUGUCUACAGUUACUGACCUCAUCAUAGCUCCCAGAAAAUAAUGGGAGGAGCGGUGUUGGAUGAUGGACCUCCUGGAGUGAAGGCGCCAGAUGGAGGCUGGGGUUGGGCAGUGUUGGCGGGAUGCUUCGUCAUCACUGGCUUCUCAUACGCGUUCCCCAAGGCUGUCAGCAUCUUCUUCAAGGACCUUAUUCAAGAGUUUGAGGUUGGCUACAGUGCCACAGCUUGGAUCUCCUCAAUACUGCUUGCCAUGCUAUAUGGCACAGGCCCUCUGUGCAGCGUGCUGGUGAACAGAUUUGGCUGUAGGCCGGUGAUGAUGGUUGGAGGAGUCUUUGCUUCAGUGGGAAUGAUUCUGGCUUCCUUUGCCAAAAGCAUCACACAUAUUUACCUCUGCACUGGAGUUAUUACAGGUCUGGGUCUAGCAAUGAACUUCCAGCCAUCUCUGAUAAUGUUGAACUGCUACUUCAGUGAGAAGCGUCCUCUAGCCAAUGGCUUGGCAGCAGCAGGCAGCCCUGUGGCGCUAUGCUGUCUGUCUCCAUUGGGGCAGAGUCUCCAAAACCAGUAUGGUUGGCGGGGUGGAUUCCUUAUUCUAGGAGGCAUGCUGUUCAACUGCUGUGCCUGUGGUGCUCUCAUGCGGCCCCUGUCCACCCCUAAGAAGACCCAGAUGCUGGAAGAAAACACUCUGCUGGCUGCAGACAAACCGAAGGCAAAGAAGAAACUAUUGGACUUCAGUGUGUUCAAGGACAGAGGUUUUGUAAUCUAUGCCAUUGCAGCUUCUGUGAUGGUGCUAGGCUUGUUUGUGCCGCCUGUGUUUGUGGUCAGUUAUGCUAAAGGCCUUGGCUACAAGGACACCAACUCAGCACUGCUGCUCUCGAUCUUAGGAUUUGUUGAUAUGUUUGCCCGACCUGCAUCAGGACUCAUAGCAGGCAUGAAGCGUGUGCGGCCUCGAAGCGUCUAUCUCUUCAGCUUCGCUAUGAUCUUCAAUGGGUGCACUGACAUCAUAGGAUCGCAGGCAAAGAACUAUGCUGGUCUGGUGGUCUUCUGUAUUUUCUUUGGUAUAUCAUACGGGAUGGUUGGAGCACUUCAGUUUGAGGUCCUCAUGGCCAUUGUGGGGAAAGAGAAGUUUUCCAGUGCCAUUGGCCUGGUGCUGCUAAUGGAAGCUGUUGCUGUGCUGGUGGGACCUCCUGGAGCAGGUCGGCUCCUGGACGCUACCCAUCAGUACAUGUACGUGUUCCUGUUGGCGGGCUGUGAAGUGACAGUAUCUGCCUUUGUCAUUGCCACCGGGAACUUUCUUUGCAUUAGGAGGGAACGAGAAGAUGGACAGGCUAAGAUUGAGAUGGCCGUAAGCGCCGCUGAGCUGGAGGGCCUCAACCAGGCGGCAAACGAAGAACACGAUGGAGGCAAAAAGGAGCAGACGGGAAAAGAAAAUGGAAAAGUCCGUGUUUUGAAAGUGCAGGAAGACAUGACGGUGACGGAGGCACCAGAAGACACCGGGAAUUAACAUUAGUAUUAGCGAGAUAGCAUAAAUUGUACCAAUAGGACACAGAAAGAUCUGAUGCUACGGUAAAAAAAAGAAAGAACUGACAUUUGAUCACAAAUGUAUAUCCAAGUGUCACAGGUUCACUAGCUGCUUUCAGCUGAAAUGGCUCUAACGCCCCACACCUGUAAGAGGAAAAACUCAUCACCAGUUUGAGUGUAGAAUCAUCUUUUUAGUUAUCGGUCUUAUUCAUCUGUAAAAAAUAUCCUACAGCUGCUUUCAAUCACAUCUCCGAGUCUGUGAGCAGACGCAGCUCGUCUUCAGGGUGAAGCUUGACGUGCUAAUAAAAGAAAACAUGUUUGCAGCUCAGUCUGUGGGUUCCUCUGGGUCAUUUGUGCAACGGUUUCUUGGUAAAUUAUACAAGAACAAGAAACAUAUUUAGAAAGAAUGGCUGUUGUCAUCCAACAUGCCCAUAAAAGGCUUCACGAUAUACUGCUGCUGUUCACCUGCUUGUCUUACUCUGCUGGACAGUCGUCUGUUUCACAUAUAAAGUGCUGUUUCUUGUUAUUUUAAUGUGCUGAAUCCAAACCUGACAAUUAAAAUAUCUGAUUAGCUGCUGUCUCCAAGACAUUUAUUUUUACACUACAUGUUGUUUAGAUGAGUUUUUUUUAUAUGUGUUUGGUAAUAUCUGACCUUUCUUCAUUAUGAAACAA